UUCGUUCUUGUUGUCCUUUCGAGUUGUUCAAGGACAGUUCGUGAGGUCUUCAAGAAAGAACACUUGACAUCCAGCAAGCUGGAUUUUGAAGCAAGAGUCCCGAUCCCUUUCAGUGGUAUGGUCUUUCUCGUCGUCCUCGGCCGGAGUGAUACUGUCACCAAGUCUACGGAGAUCAAAGUAGAAGAGCAGGUCAACCUCCCAAGCUCGCACGGCGGACGGGAAGGUCACGAAACUCGCUACACCUCAUCCCAGGCACCUCCGUCCCGCCGCUUUGAAGAGGAGAUCAGAGUAACAGAAAACGACAGCUACCGUCGUCCAGGACACAGAGAAGAGGACAUCCACAUCUACGAAGAAGAGCGCACGUCUCGUCCCAACAGACAGACCAAGAUCAGUAUCGAACAGGACCGUCCCACUGACAACCCCAGCUACCGUGAACCUUACCAACGUUACGUCGACGCACAGAUUGACGUUCGGGACAAGGCCUACGACCACCAGUACCGUACCACCCACGGUCCUGCAACCCAUCUCGGAUCAGAGGUCGACGUUACUGAGCGUGACUAUCGUCGCCGCACCAGCCCCGUAGCUCAGGGUUCCCACGUCCAGGAUACAUCUGGUUCUUUCGUUCAGGACUACCCCAACACUACCUCCGCUCGAGACUACUACUACACAUCUCCUGCCCAAGAGGAAGUACGUGUCAAAGCUGAGACCCGUACUACCGUUGACCCUCCCAAGAAACGCAAGUUUGGCAUGGGAUAUUACGACAACGAAGGCCAAUAUCAUUCUUUCCGUGACGGACUCCACCGCGCUGCUGAUCACAUCCUUCACCCCAUCCACGGACCUCGUCACCACCAGCAUCACCAUCACUCCAAGCCUGUUGAAACCAUCGUUGAAGAACGUGAGACUGUAACCACCAUGUCCGCCCCUCGUCCUUCCAGCCCUAGCAGUGCUGUCUCGAUUCCCUGCCAUCACAUUCGCAUCGGUGACCUGUUGUACCUGCAAGGUCGCCCUUGCCAGGUUAUUCGUAUCACCACCUCUUCCCAGACUGGUCAGCACCGCUACCUUGGUGUCGACCUCUUCACCAAGCAGCUGCAAGAGGAGUCUUCCUUCAUCUCCAACCCUUCACCCUCGGUGGUAGUCCAGCAGAUGUACGGACCCGUGUUCAAGCAGUACCGCGUCCUUGAUAUCAGCGAUGACGGCCACGUUGUUGCCAUGACCGAGACUGGCGAUGUCAAGCAGGGUCUGCCUGUCAUUGACCAGAGCAGCCUGUUGCAGCGUCUAACCGAUGCUUUCGACCAGGGUCGUGGCAGCAUCAGAGUUCUGGUGCUUAGUGACGAAGGUCGCGAGCUUGCUGUCGACUACAGAGUCGUGAACGGUAGCAGACUGUAA
This is a messenger RNA of Aureobasidium musti, 1386 nucleotides long. The record is from the annotation of a GenBank genome assembly. NCBI's taxonomy places the organism in Eukaryota, Fungi, Ascomycota, Dothideomycetes, Dothideales, Saccotheciaceae.